AUGACAAGGCAGAUACUGACACCGAUGACAAGAGAGAGACUGACAGACAAGACAGAGACUGACAACGAUGACAAGGCAGAGACUGACAACGAUGACAAGGCAGAGACUGACAACGAUUACAAGACAGAGACUGACAAAAAUGACAAGGUAGAGACUGACAACGAUGACAAGACAGAGACUGACAAAGAUGACAAGGUAGAGACUGACAAAGAUGACAAGACAGAGACUGACAACGAUGACAAGACAGAGACUGACAACGAUGACAAGACAGACUAUGACAACGAUGACACGGCAGAGACUGACAACGAUGACAAUGCAGAGACUGACAACGAUGACGAGGCAGAUACUGACAACGAUGACAUGACAGAGACUGACAACGAUGACAAGGCAGAGACUGACAACGAUGACAAGGCAGUGAAUGACAACGAUGAUAAGACAGAGACUGACAACGAUGACAAGACAUAG
Mytilus trossulus (common blue mussel) is the source of this 465-nucleotide messenger RNA. Its product is annotated as serine-aspartate repeat-containing protein C-like. NCBI's taxonomy places the organism in Eukaryota, Metazoa, Mollusca, Bivalvia, Mytilida, Mytilidae. The transcript has a single exon. Bases 1 to 465 code for a protein of 154 amino acids. The record is from RefSeq and is a predicted model, not a curated record.